Molecule: messenger RNA, 4191 nt
Organism: Angiostrongylus costaricensis
Lineage: Eukaryota; Metazoa; Nematoda; Chromadorea; Rhabditida; Metastrongylidae
Source: the annotation of a GenBank genome assembly
AUGCGCGACGACAUAGGUCUUGGUCCCAACGUAAGCCGAAGAAAGGUGAAGAUAGUAAAAAACGGGGAAGAUCGUGAGAGUCGUGGCUCAGUCUCAGAAGGAAAUUCUUCUGACGAUUUCUGUCUUCCAGUUAAACGAGGACGAGUCUUGAAGAAUAAGUCACAUCGAAAGCUGAGUUCUUAUGCCUCGAUUAAAUCUGAGCUCUUGGUAGAGAAGCGGAAGCCACGAAAAACGCCUCUCGGAAAGCUCAAAGUGCCAAAAUCUUCUGCGCGGCAUGAUGACUAUGAAGAUGAGGAGGAUCCUGAUUCGAAUAUGUCAGCGAGGAUUUUGGAUAUUAUAGCUGCGUUAAAUGGCGGGAAAAGAACGAAAGUUGGAAUAGCUAACUGCUUUGAAAAUAGCACCGCUCUUGACUACAUAGACGUUUGUCUGAAAGAAUCUGAGAAUAUGCAGGAGGUGGCUCUUGCGCUAGCGAUCGCAACUGACGUGUACAGUUUCCGGGUGGAUCGGACGCACAACGACGCGCAGGAGACUCGCUACACCUUCAUCCGCGGUAAAAGCGAUGCAGAAAAAGCUAUGCUGCUUGCUGCAGAUGAAAAUUGUGAAAAUACCAAAGAAAAGAGGAGGAGGAGGAAGGUUGAAAAGGAUCCCGAAGCAAGAAGAGAGCCAGAAAUCGAGCAAGAUGGGUGUGAUCUCAACAAUAUUCACCAAUCAGAGUGGUUGGGUGUCUCAGCUUCUGAUACCUUUGACCAGACGUUUGGUUUGAAAUUCCCAUUGAAAGGCGGCUGUCUGCAACAUUGGAGUUUUACACAAGAGUUGCUCGAAAGAAUCCAGAGUAGGCAACUUGAUAUUCGGAAGACUAGACGGGCAAAAGCGAAAAUUGAUGUCUUGGAAGAAAAUACCUCCGCUGAACUUCUAUCUGAUGUACACGGAGUUUAUACAACCAUGAUAGCAAACGCACUGCGAAAGGAGCCUACGACCUGGGAACACUAUUUGCUUGAAGAUAAUCCGCGGUUGUACAAAACUGGGCAGUAUUUGAAAACUGGUGAUAUGACAGGCUACGUUUUCCAAGAACGUCCUUUCUACCAUCACUUCGAUCCUGAAAAAGAGUCUGCAGACGAUCCGAGGGAAAUGUUUUCAUUCGUGGAGAAGAACGCGGACAAGACAUUGUACACCUUCAAGAAACCGCCGAAAGGAACAACUCUUGCGCGCCUAGCACCGUUCAUUCGUGUUCCUGUGAAUAAAUAUGCAAAUCCUCGAAAUAGGAAAAUUGAAGAUAUAUACUUCAAAGAGGAUAUUGACGUGAAACUCUCUCCUGAGGCUGUAAACAAUUGCGACCUUUUGAGAUUUACAGAAAAUGCAUGGAAGCAGUUGGAUACUCACGACUUGUGCGCAGCGGAUUUUGCUUUAAUCAACUUCAAUUCCUCCACUGUAAAAUCAACGGAGAGUUCUGUAGUGGAAUUAAGUGAAGACGAAGUGAUAUUUGUGGGCAAUAAUGACAAAUCGCUUUUGGUCCGUCUAAAUGAUCGCCGUGAAGAAGUUCUAGCUGACUCCGAAAGACCAAACGGCGAACUUGAACAAACGGCGCGAUAUCGGUCCGGUAACAUAGUGAAAAAGUGCUCCAACACAAUAACACGCUUAACAAGAGCGAUAGAAGAAGAGGAAAUAGAUGAAGAAGAUCUCAAAGAAUGGAGAACAUCACGGUUUUUGGAGACUAUUGGGUCUCAAGAAGGGCGUUCCCUUCUUGAGGGACAGCAUGGCGAGUUUUCCGAAGUGUGCACCUCAUCAAAUUCAAAGAACGACGAGCUAAAGCAAAGAAGGCAAAUGGUGGCUUCAGUUGUUGGAGCAGGUCGUGAGGCUUUCGACUGGCUGGUAUCAGAGGCAACAAUUCUUAGUGAUAUCCCUCAUGUUUUUAAGCGUGGUAUACAUCCUGAUAUUCGACAUAUUGAUGCGAUCUACCAUAUGAAAGUUUUCAAAUUUAAAGUCACCGUUGAGCAAGCUCAUGAGAGUUUGAGGCAAGCGGAACGUAUCGGAGCUGGUAUGACACCGGAAGAACUGGCUGUGUUGAAGCAAAAGUGUUUUCGUCCCGGUCGGUAUAAUGGAAUUCGAGAUAGUGGUGAAGUGUCGAGAUUCUAUCGCACAGAUCCGUGGAGUUUAGAGGCUGCCACGAUAUCCUUUUCUGAACAUUACUUUGGCUCCCGUAGCUACCCCAAAUUGGAAGGUGCUUUACUACAACUGCGUAACGAUAUACAGGAGGCAGCGAAGAAGAUCCCAUCUACUUCUUCGUAUUACGCAACAAACAGUAGGAAAGCCAUUAGUUACGACCAGAAAAGUUGGACGAGACGCCUGAACGAAGCAAUAUCCUUGUUUAAUUCUUACAUGGACAAAUGUGAAGGAAAGUCUCUUUGCAAUAGAAGACCACUGCCGAAAUUACCUGAACGUUCGUACAAUUCGCACUGUCAGUUUAAGUCUGCUCGAGUUUUAAAGCCAAAAAUAGGAUGUUCGGCUAAUAACUCUGUAGAAGAAGAACCAAACGACACUUGUAUGAGACAAAUGAACAAGAGUAACGGAGUCCCAGAUGCUGAUGCACAGGAAGGGUGUUAUUGUAACGGUAACAAUGAUGAUGACAACGAUGGUGGUGGAGAUGCUGGAAGUAUUAGCAGCUUCAUUUAUCCCGAUGAUGCUUGUCCUGGUGUCGAAGAAGAAAUCCGUGCUAUUAGGGAUCGAUCUGAGCAAGGUAUAUUCUUUGCUAACAGGUCACAUGUUGUCGUAUUCAGCCAAGGUAAAGCCGUCAUUUUCGAGAUCGCACGAAAGAACUUUGUCGCUAUUUUGUCAAGGUACUUUACCAAGUGCGAUGUUCACAGCAGUGUUACACUGACAGAUCGGUUUAGUAUUGCCGAUCCCCGUCUGCUAACUCGUAGCGAAGACAAAAUAUUUAUGCGACGAAAACCAUUCACCCGCAGUUCUUUUUCAGAAUACAAGUUUGAGGAUUUUGUGAAACCCGGCUUGCUUCAUAAAGGCUGCUAUCCUGGUGUAAAACUCGAGGUCGAUGAAUCAGUUUAUAACGUCGAGAAAAAAUUCAGUGGUACAUUAACAAGAUCUUCAACGGCAGAAGAACCUCGUUGUGAUAUGGUCACUCCUGAUACUGAACUAGACGUUUGUGAUGCAUGGCUCACAACGUUUGGUGGGUUUCGAGGUUCUCCGGCUGGACCUGUAGAUGAUAUAAAUCUGUCGAAGAGCGAGAAUAUUGGUCCGAACAUGGACGACAGUUUCAAUGAUUCCAUCUAUUGUCCGAGUAGUACUUCAUACAAGAAGGAUCGCUUUAACGACAUUCGUCCUGAUGAAUUCAAGGCAAUUGGGAUUUACGUAAAAAAUCUUUUGCCAAAUAAGGAUUUCUAUGCAAUGACUGAAGAAGAACGAGCAGCUGCCGUAGCCGCUGAGUUUGAAGCCAUAGAUGCCCUGGGACCCAAGAAGGAAGAUGAUUAUUUGGUCACUGUUGGUAAUCUAGGAGGUCUGGGUUUCCGUUGCUCAAUUGUCCCCUACCAUUUGAACACUGCCAAGAUGAAGCGCGUUAUGAAGUCAAUUUUAUCCAAUCCUUUGCUUGCUUACGACAAAGUGCUUUACUCGCGACGUGCACUGCUUGCUCGCUGUCGUGCAGUUGAGCGCAAUAAAAACCAAGAGUUUGGUCCCGAAAUGUAUUUCAAGAAGCUUGAUCGAACUCUUGACAAUAGUCUGGGGCCAAUUGCAGAGAAAAUGCUUGAACGAUGUAACCCAAUGGAUAUAACUGCUUUGGAUCCAGUCGAUGUACUUGACGCGUUAACAUAUCGGAAUUUGGAGGAUGUUAACGUGAAGGAAGAGCCAAAGGACCGGUGCGAAACGAGCAAUGCAGGUGUGGAAGAAAGUAUGCGACAGUUCGCUGCUGAAGUUCGGCAAGCAGAUUUUAAAGUUCAAGGUCUCCACACGUUCUCCUCAGUCAUGCAUUGCCUACCACGACGAAUGGGAAAUACUGGAAAGCAUGUGAAUGUAGCGAAUGCAUUAGCUGUCACCCUUUAUAUGUGUAACGAAAACACGCUUACUUUGCUGCAGGAGCGGGUAAACACGAGAGACAAAAAUGUUUCUGUGAAAACUGCUGAACCAUGGAUGGGAAAUUUUAUUAUUACAAACGCUGUUGAUAAUGGUGUAUUUAAUGAUUGA